CUAUUUUAUAGUAAAAACAAUAUAAAGUGAAAUAGUAUAAAAAAGGGAACGAUCAGAGUCCCUGAGCAAGAUGGCGGCUACGGCUCCCGCUUCCUCAGGCUCCUGCUCUGUCACGUGUCUGCUGCCGACCAAUCAGAGCUGUGUGCGUUCAGGACGACAACAGCCCGCCGAGCGGCGGAAUGCUAGCGGACCGCUGGCCCGAAAACACGGAUUCAGACGCGGGUUUCCACUGUUUCCUGUUUGCAGUCAGUUCCUUUAACCCGACCCGGUCCAGUAGAACUGCUCUGCGGUUCUGACUGAGUCCAGCCUGGGUCCUUCCCGAGCUGUCACAUUCCCAGCUGACAUUCCCAGCUCCCUGAAGGUUAGCAUGGAGGUUCUGGAAUGUUAGGACGAUGUUCAAGAAUGUGUUCGGUUCGGGGUUCCUGGUGAGGACGGCCCAUGUGGUUCUGACCUGGGUCAUCACGCUCAUCCUCUUCCUGUAUGACACAGAGCUGAGGAAGCAGGAGGAGACGGGCCAGCUGCUGCAGCCGGUUCUGUUCGUGCUGCUGGUUCUGGUGUCGGUUCUGCUGUACUUCGCGGUGUCGCUCAUGGAUCCGGGAUUCAUCCUGACUGAGGACAGCGACCUGCAGUUCACUCUGGGAGGAGCGGAGGAGCAGCAGGACAUGAUCCCGGCCUGCAGCAAGGCGCUGCGUCCGCGGCGCUGCGGCCGCUGCCUGCUGCAGCAGCCAAUGAGGUCGAAGCACUGCCAGACGUGUCAGCACUGCGUGCGGCGCUACGACCAUCACUGCCCCUGGAUCGAGAACUGUGUCGGCGAGCGGAACCACCGCUGGUUCGUCCUGUACCUGGCCCUGCAGCUGCUGGUGCUGCUGUGGGGGCUGCACGUCGCCUGGACGGGCCUGGGCCACGCCCCCUCCUGGUCGCGGUGGCUGCGCUCCAACGGCGUGCUGCUGGCGGUCUGCGGGCUGCUGGCGCCGCUGGCGCUGGUGGUGCUGCUGCUGCUCGGGUCGCACCUGUACCUGGUGUCCAUGAACGCCACCACCUGGGAGUUCAUGUCGCGCCACCGCAUCUCCUACCUCAAGCACUGCGGCGCCGACGAGAACCCGUUCGACCGCGGCGCCGCCCGCAACCUGUGGGGCUUCUUCUGCCAGUGGGGCAGCGUGGUGUGGGAGCAGGCCUACUUCAGGGAGGGCAGCGACCCGGUUUAGGUUCCGACCCGCCCGCCGCCAGCCAGUCGGUCCGGACCGACCCGGAUCACGUUCUGACUGCAGAGUUCUGACCUUCACGGUUCCGCUGACCAGAGCUUCAACCAGCCUGGAUGACCUUUCACCCUCACUUCAGGUUCUGAUGGUUCCGUUUACGUGUCGGACCCGGACCGGGUUCUGAAUCCGGGUUCUUGGGAGCCCAGACUCUACCGCCGGUCCUCCGCUGUGCCGCCAUCUUUACUCCUGGUUACCGUGGUUACCGACCCUCAUGGACUGCUAGAAGGUUAAAGUUCAGGACCCGGGUCCAUCCGGCUCUGUGGAGCCGACCUGCAGGUGAUGGUUCUGGUACCAGUGGGCACAGAAACAGGAAGUGAGCCGGAGCUCAACCCUGUGACUUCCUGUCAGAGCUGGACUCAGUCUGAGGGAACAUCAAAGUUUUUAUCCGGGUCGUUUGCGUCUCAGAUGUUUAUCCUGAUCCCGACAGGAAGCCGACUGACGGACUUCCUGUCCGGGUUCCCGCAGGUUCUGCCGGGUCCAGUUUCUAACGUUUACAGUGGAUUUACUCCCAGAACUGUUCCUACAUUCCUGGUUAGAUCUGAAGUACGUCGGAGCUCCGUUUCCACCGAACGGAUCAAAAUGUUGUUUUCCUGACUGCUGUGGUUGUUUUUUUUACCUCUGAAUGGAAAUAAAGACGUUUCUGAGAAGAAA
This is a messenger RNA of Poecilia reticulata (guppy), 1910 nucleotides long. RefSeq names its product zDHHC palmitoyltransferase 12b (gene zdhhc12b). Gene Ontology annotation, cellular component: Golgi apparatus; endoplasmic reticulum. Gene Ontology annotation, molecular function: protein-cysteine S-palmitoyltransferase activity. NCBI's taxonomy places the organism in Eukaryota, Metazoa, Chordata, Actinopteri, Cyprinodontiformes, Poeciliidae. The record is from RefSeq and is a predicted model, not a curated record. Gene Ontology annotation, biological process: peptidyl-L-cysteine S-palmitoylation; protein targeting to membrane.